AUGUGCUCUUUUCUCGAAGAAGAAAAUAAAGGUUUGCAAGAAAAAAAUUUAUCCCUAGAAGCAACUUUGGACAAGAAGGAACAGGGAUUUAAGAAGCAAAAAAUGCUUCUACACGAAGAACAACAACUUGCGUCUCAAGAGUUAAAAUCACUUAGCAGAGUGAUGGAGGAGACUUUAAAGGCUUUUAGAUCAAAUGAAAAAGAAAGUCCCGAAUCAAAAAUUUUUUACUCUCAAAAGGAUCCCGUCUGGUCUGAAGCUCAAGACUUAGAAUGUGAAUCAGAUGAUCUUGUUUAUUGCAAUCAUUACAAUAUGAGUUUGAAAUCAAAAUCAUUGACAUGUACAAAAUGCCACCAAAGCAUAGCUAUACACGUAGUUGUUUCUUAAUUCUUUUUAAAUCAACAUAAUAAUUUCCUUGAU
This is a messenger RNA of Rhizophagus irregularis DAOM 181602=DAOM 197198, 417 nucleotides long. RefSeq lists its product as uncharacterized. NCBI's taxonomy places the organism in Eukaryota, Fungi, Glomeromycota, Glomeromycetes, Glomerales, Glomeraceae. The record is from RefSeq and is a predicted model, not a curated record.